AUGGACAAGAUCCCAACCGUUGUAGAUAAAAACAAGGCUCGGAAACGGCAGAGCAACCCAGAAAAAUGGAAGCGAAACCGGCAGAAGUUAGAGAGAUAUUCUGCAAAAAAAUUACCUGAAAAACCUAAAUGUACGCAUAAAAAAAGAUUGGAGUGUGAUUCGCUAAAAAUGAACGAUUUGAAUUCAUUUCAUACUGCUUUUUAUAAAAAUAAGGAUAAACGGUCACAGGAUGCCUUUAUACUGAAACAUAUAAAAGGGGGUCCUACUUACAGACGUAGACCACGUAAGGCAACUCGCAAAGAAAAAGUAAUAAGUACAAGGUAUUACAUUUAUAGUCGCUCGAUAAAGAAAAUGAUAAGAGUUUGUCAGAAAACGUUCUUAGAUGUACUUGGAAUUAAUAAGUAUCGUGUUGAAGGUAUAGCAAAGAAAUUUCUUAAAGAAGGACUUAUUCCAGAAGAAAGACGAGGAGGAGACCGUAAAUCUCGUAAAUAUUUUGACAGAAAAACAUCAGUUAUGGCAUUUGUAAAAAAACUAAAGUGUUCUGAGCCGCAUUACUGCCGGGGAAGUAGCAGUGUAAGACUUUAUCUUCCUGCCGAACUAAAUAUAAACAAGUUAUAUAAAAUAUAUGAUAAUCAAGUGCCAGAACAUUUAAAAGUUAAAAGAAGUUAUUUCAGGAAUGUGUUUAACACCAAUUUUAACUUGGGAUUCGGUUCGCCGCGCACCGACGUGUGCUCUGUCUGUUUGCAAUAUGCGGAGAAAAUUAAGGCAGCUAGAGAUAACAGAACUAAAAGUGAUUUGAUGAUCCAGUUAAGAGUUCACAAAAAACGCGCUCAAGCUUUUUUCAAUUACUUGAAAGAAGAUUCCCCGAAUGUUUUUAUAUUAUCAUACGACUGCCAAAAGAACAUGCCGCUACCCAAAAUUCCCGAUCAGAGCACAUAUUAUUCCAGACAGAUUUAUCUUUUCAAUUUCACAAUUGUAGCAGGCUCUUCAAAGUCACAGUUAAAUAAAGACAGUACUUUUGCAUAUGUUUGGACUGAAGACCGAUUUCCAAAAGAUUCUAAUUUAAUUGCAUCUGCGACCUAUCAUCGAUUAAAUGCAACGACAUUUCCUCUUCAAAUUAAUACGGUAAGAUUAAUGGCCGAUGGGUGCGCCGGCCGAAACAAGAAUACCACUGUUGUAGGAAUGUGCCAAAAGUGGUUUACAGAAGCUCCUCAAGAUAUAAAAAAGAUGGAAAUAAUAUUUCCUGUCGUGGGCCAUUCUUUUCUUCCCGCAGAUCGUGUUUUCGGGAGAAUAGAGAAGGAGUUUCGCAAGCGAGACACAAUACUGGAGCCGACUGGUUACACGAAUAUUAUAAAAGAAUACUCCAGUCUCAUUACAGUAGGACAAGAAUGUCCGGUCAAAGAUUGGAAAGACGCUGCCAAAAAGGUUUUAAAACCCGUUGGAACAUGGCAUGUGCCUUUUAUGAAGUGCAAGCGUUUUAUAUUGAAGCGUUCUAAAAUAACAGCUGGAAAUGUAUUGGUAAAAGGUGAAAUACAUUAUGUUGCUGACACCGGUGCAUAUAGAAAUGUCUGUAAAAAAGGCAAAUAUACGAACAUGAUCAAUCCGCAUGAUAUACGCUUGGGAUCGGGAACCCUUAAAGCAACAAAAAUUAGAGAUGUCAACAAAUUAUUAAGUACUCACUUUGACGCUGACUGGAGGAGUUAUGAGAUGUUGUCUUUUUACGACAAAUUGAUACCAAAUACGGUACCAGUCGAUGACGUGGAAAAUGAAGAGGAUGAAAAUAAUGAUGUUGAUCUAGAAACUUCGUGCCAAGAACAAAUAAUUUUUAAUGACCUAAUGAUUUAA
Messenger RNA from Parnassius mnemosyne (clouded apollo), 1845 nucleotides. The record is from the annotation of a GenBank genome assembly. NCBI's taxonomy places the organism in Eukaryota, Metazoa, Arthropoda, Insecta, Lepidoptera, Papilionidae.